Messenger RNA from Acomys russatus (golden spiny mouse), 495 nucleotides. Its product is annotated as cytochrome P450 2B2-like. The record is from RefSeq and is a predicted model, not a curated record. Gene Ontology annotation, biological process: xenobiotic metabolic process. Gene Ontology annotation, molecular function: oxidoreductase activity, acting on paired donors, with incorporation or reduction of molecular oxygen, reduced flavin or flavoprotein as one donor, and incorporation of one atom of oxygen; iron ion binding; heme binding. Lineage: Eukaryota; Metazoa; Chordata; Mammalia; Rodentia; Muridae. Gene Ontology annotation, cellular component: cytoplasm; intracellular membrane-bounded organelle. The coding region runs from base 1 to 495 and encodes 164 amino acids. The transcript is spliced from 3 exons.
AUGGAGCCCAGUGCCCUACUUUUUCUUGCUUUUCUCGCAGGUCUCUUGUUACUCUUAGUCAGGAGCCACCAAAAGACCCCUGGCCACUUCCCACCAGGACCCCGUCCUCUGCCCAUCUUGGGGAACCUCCUACAGAUGGACAGGGGAGGCCUCCUCAACUCCUUCAUGCAGCUGCGAGAAAAAUAUGGAGAUGUGUUCACAGUGCACCUGGGGCCUAGACCUGUGGUCAUGCUGUGCGGGACGGAGACCAUAAAGGAGGCCCUGGUGGACCAAGCGGAUGCUUUCUCUGGCCGGGGGACAGUUGCUGUGAUUGAGCCAAUUGUCCAGGGAUAUGGUGUGAUCUUUGCCAAUGGCGAACGCUGGAAAGCCCUUCGACGAUUCUCUCUGGCCACCAUGAGAGACUUUGGGAUGGGGAAGCGAAGUGUGGAGGAGCGUAUAAAGAAAGAGGCCCAAUGUCUGGUGGAGGAGCUGAGGAAAUCCCAGGGUGAGUUUUGA